Messenger RNA from Dimorphilus gyrociliatus, 2075 nucleotides. The record is from the annotation of a GenBank genome assembly. Lineage: Eukaryota; Metazoa; Annelida; Polychaeta; Dinophilidae.
GCCAUAUAUUCAUUUCAUAUCCUACAGCGACCAAGAAGGAAAGUAAGAGAAAUAUAAACCUUAUAUCUAAAGAUGGGAUUUUGCAAGAUCUUCUGUAAACUUGUAUUAAUUUUAAUAAAUAUCAUAUUUCUGGUAAGUAAUACGGAGCAUGUCUUGAUUGCUAUUUUCGUUUUUCUAUACCAUUUAUUCUCCAUAUAUUCAAGCGUACUAAUAAGUCAAUAACAGGCGAAUGUCUAAUGCUUCCUCGCCAAUAAUAAAUAGAGUUUAAUAAGAAAUAGCGUAUUGUAGAUGUUUUACGAACAGGCAAACUAAAUACGACCUGUUUUACUGUUCUUUCUCUUACUAUCAAAUGUAUGUAAUACAGAUUCUAACAACUAUAUACAAUGUAUACGUUGUUCUAUAUAUCAUGUAUUUGAGCAUGUAUAUACUAUAUAUAUAUAUAGUUAGACAUAGAUUAAAGAUAAUAUUAAUUUAUUUGUCCUUUUAAGAGUUUUUCACUUAUAUUUCUUUAGUUAUUGACUGUUUUCGUAUCCGUCCUCUAGUCCAAUCUCUAAACAGUUUAGAAAUCAAUUUAUUCGAGACUAUAAUAUAUUAUUUUCGAUCUUGGUGCACUCUUUUAAUCAAUGCAACUUUAAAGUUGUCUAUUAAUUUUUACCAAGUAAUUAGGAAUUUAAUCCAGUUAAAAUGUUCUAUCAAUUAGAUCAACUAGCCCACUCAUACUGUAUAUAGAUAUUUAUAUAUAUAUAUAUAUAUAUCUAAUCCUCUAUGCUUCUCUCUAUAGCUUCUAGGCCUGGCCUUUUUCAUUCCUGGAGUGAUGUUUAAGGCUGAAUCACCUAUAAUCAAAGAGAGAAUAGAUCCUUUUUUAGAGUCUUUAAAUGAUAUGAUUACAAAUACUGACUAUGUCAGCUCUGGAGAAAAAAUUGACUUUGAAUCAAUCUUUAGUGGAUUAGCAACAGGCCUCAUUGUUUUUGGUUUAUUACUUAUAGUUUUAACAUUGGCAGUAAUGAUUGGAAGUUGCUGUUUGAACAUCUUCUUAAUUAUCUAUGCCAUUUUCGUUUUUGCUUUGAUUCUCGUUCAAGCAAUUUUACUUGGAAUGUUCUUUACUGAAAAAUUUGAUGAUAAGAUGAAAACCAACAUAGAAGAAACGAUACGUGAUAAGUAUAGAGGAACAGAUAAAUUUGAUAUCGACUCCGUUUUGAUCAAUCUCAUUCAUCUCAAAUGGGAAUGUUGUGGAGUCAACGGUUUUAGGGAUUUUGACACAGCCAAAGUUUGGGAAAGAAAUAGAACAAAAGAAAUAACUGUUGGUUCUCAAACAAUCAAACAGUCUGUUGUUCUAGCAACUCCAAUAUCUUGCUGUAAAAUGAAGGGGAGUUUUCCAAGUGCCGAUCCAGUAGAACCUAAAACUUGCGCUCUAAUACCAGGAACUAUACCUGGAGUAAACACGCCAAUAGACCAAAUUAGUAACAGAGAUGUUAAAUGUUGGGAUAAAAUAAAAGAUGAAAUUGAAAGUAAAAAGGGACUCAUCGUGGGAGUUGGCUGUGGUCUUAUAGGUUUCCAACUUUUGCUCGCAAUUCUAGCAAUAAUAGCAUACAUAACUACAAGAAAUGAAAAGAAUUCUAAAGUGAAUUAUGCAUAAGACAUUAAGAAAAAAAGUAACAAAAACCUAUUGAUUUACGAUUUAGAAAAAUUAAAUGUUUUGUUUUAAUUUACUUAUAUCUUUAUUAUUACAAUAAUGAACUGCAUGCAUACAAUGCACAUCUUCUUUAUCGUUGAGAUGCCAUGUGAAUAGAGCUAUUUUUGUUUUUUUAAUCUCUAUCGUUAAGUGUCUGAUGCUGUAUAUAAAACUUUAUUUACAGUCAAUUCAUCUUGAAUAAACAAAUUUUUAUUGCUAAUUUUUACUGUUGUUUUUCGGAGAGGACAAUCAAAAGGUGUUACUCCUAAUUCUAUAGGUAUAUGAUUUAUAGUAAUGAAUUUUUAAUGUAAAAGACUGGACUGUCUAUUUUCGUAUAUUGAAUGGAAUAUAUAAAGAUCGUAUUACUCAUCUUGUUCCCUUUUAAUAAAUAAGAAUUACGCAU